ACUGAUAAUCACCACUUACACCACUCAUUAGCUUGAACUGUGUAGCUUUACCUGUGUCAUAUAAAUCAUGGAGAUAUUACAGGAUCCAGUGAUGCAGCAAUUCAUAAAGGGAGAACAACAAAGACAAAAAUUUCAAGCGACGGUCCAGCAGCUGACAGAGGAAUGUUUUGACUAUUGUGUCACUUCUCCAGGAAACAAACUUGGUUCUUCCGCUGAACAGUGCAUCAAAAACUGUGUUGACAGAUUCAUCGACACCACAAACUUUGUUGCUAAUCGUGUACAAAGAUCUGCCAUGUCUCAUUCUGGUACCUCUUCGGGCUUUGAUUAAAUUUUCAAAUGACA
Saccostrea echinata is the source of this 342-nucleotide messenger RNA. Its product is annotated as mitochondrial import inner membrane translocase subunit Tim8 A-like. The transcript has 2 exons. Bases 68 to 328 code for a protein of 86 amino acids. Lineage: Eukaryota; Metazoa; Mollusca; Bivalvia; Ostreida; Ostreidae. The record is from RefSeq and is a predicted model, not a curated record.